CCCACAGUGUUUCCGGAAUUACUUGUCGCACAUUUGAAAUGGAUGUCACACCUGGAAAAAAAGGAUGUCGCGUUUUCACCAAAAGGAUGUCGGGAUUUUCAAAAUCAUCCUGUCGCAUUUUUUGAUGUUGACUUGUCGUCUAGGAGAUGUCGCAAAAUACCUUGUUACCUCAUUCUGUUACCUCGUUCUGUGAUUGGUUCCUUUUAUAUAUGUCGGAAGAUUUCAAGUUCAGACUGUUUUUUACCUCGUUUUGUUACCUCGUGCCUCAUUCUGCUACCUCGUUGCCUCAUUCUGUUACCUCGUUUUGUUACCUCUUGCCUCAUUCUGUUACCUCUUGCCUCAUUCUGUUACCUCGUUGCCUCAUUCUGUUACCUCGUUACCUCGCUUUGUUACCUCAUUGCCUUCUUCCAGAUACAACAAAAAUGAACAUUAGCCGGGAUCAAGCUAUUUGCAUGUUUUUUUAUGAACCUUUCAAUGAAGAAAAUAUAAUUAGGCUAAGGAAAAGAAUUGACGAUAUGGAAGACCUGGAGAUUUGCUAUCAAAAUGAUCCAAAGCAGCCUGUUUUGGUGUCGCGUCAAAGAAUACUCGGUGAUCCGUUUACAUGGCGCAUAUAUCUCUCUUCUGAAAUUGCCUCCACCUCGACAGGGGAACCGUCUGAUGAAAUUGACCGCUCUCUAGGAACGGAAGUUCAAGCAAUCUGUUUCUUAAAUGAAGUUUUACUGCCCUAUGAUCCUCUGAAUAAGACGUUAUUUGAAGCCAAAGCUAUGUCCACUUGCCAAGUAUAUCGUUUACUGAUGAAAUAUUGCAGCUGCUUGGAUAACAAAUCACCAAACGCCUUUGCGAAAUGGUGCAGUUCGCGAAAGAUCAAAUUUUUACAAGCCGAUUAUUUCAGAAAAAGACCCAAACACGGUGACGAAGUUACCAGCAGAUACCGAUCUAUCUAUGUCAUGAAAAAGGAAUACCUUGGUAAGCAAAAAAGCAAUAUGUUUUGCAGGAUGUAAUUUAUUCUAAUGCACUUUUACAGGUGAUGUCGUCAGAAGAAUCACUAAUUACUUGCCAGCGUAUCUUGCGUUUCUUGAAAAACUCAAAAUGGAAGGAUAUGAAAUUAUUGGAUAUGCAAGAAAAUCUCUUGGUCCUGAGGAUUCCGAUACUAGAGCUAGACUUCUACAGAGCAUGAUUGAUAAACUGAAGGAAAGAUCUUUGACAAGCAAGGUUUUUGUAUCCACAAGUUCCUCUGCAUCGCAAUUGUUUUCUGAACGGGAUAUCCUUAAAGAUAGCGAGGUUCUUCGAAAAUUGGUAGGCGUC
Messenger RNA from Halteromyces radiatus, 1305 nucleotides. RefSeq lists its product as uncharacterized. Lineage: Eukaryota; Fungi; Mucoromycota; Mucoromycetes; Mucorales; Cunninghamellaceae. The transcript is spliced from 2 exons. The record is from RefSeq and is a predicted model, not a curated record. Bases 147 to 1001 code for a protein of 284 amino acids.